CGUUCGAAGGUAACCUAUCAAAGGCAUCUGCUCAUACAUUGAACUUGCGGUGUACUCGAUGUCACAGCAAGCCUGUGAUCCAAAGCUGCUGUUUCACUGGUGAGAGGAGACCGCGUUCCGUACCGCUUCUUGCUUUGCCAUAGUAAAGGCAGUGGUCAUUUCAAGUGAGAGAGCAUUCUAGUGUAUUGAAUCUGUAUCUUACCCCACCACAUGCAGUCCUCGCAUCUGUUCAAGCUCUCCUCACUCACCAACCACCAGCUUAUAUUCCAGACGUCUACAGCAAUCUGUGAACAUGGCGGACGACAAUCGGGCUACCGUUCGGCCUCACAUGCUUCCGUUGUAUGAAGGCAAAUUCUCCUGGAGCCAGGCUACCUUGAAUGCCAACAUCAAAGCAAAGAAACCAGACCACGAUCCGUACAAUCCCGCGACAUGGCCACGCAUGACGAUGAGCCAGCUCACGAUCUCUCUGGGGAUGGAGUAUAGUGGAAUCGUCGCUCUACCGAUAGGUCUGGCUUACGAUCAGCAAGUUUACGACAAGUAUCAAUUCUUUCAUAAAACCAGGGGCAGCAUUCGUAUUACGCAAAUAAGCACUGGAACACAGGUUCGUAUUAACCCCGCGUUCUACUACUUUCCGUUCCUGUACGGACGCUUUGGUACGCCUUAUCAAAAACCGGGCCUGUUGGCGAUCAAUCGAGAGCACUGGAUGGAGAAAGUUACUGGAGUGGCACCUACAAAAGAGGGGAAACCUAUGGUAGAGAAAUCGUCGUUGGAGAAGCCUUCGAUGGGGAACCCUUUGGCGAAGAAGCCUUCAGUAGAGAAACCGGAAUCCUCAGCUGCGGCGCUCGAGGAGGUACUCAGAAUGAUGAACGAAUCACCAAGUCUCAAUAGUGCUCAAGUAGCAGCUCUUGAGAACGACAUCGCUGCGCUCAAGACACAGCUUGCCGAUCGACAUAAACUAAUAUUGAGCAUGAAGCUGCAACACCAUACAGCGCUAGCAAGUUUGGCAGACGAGCUCGAAGUCGCCAGCAGCUCUAAGGCUGCUCUCAGUCACGAUCUCGCAGCCCUCAAAACCAAACUCUCUAGUUCAGAAACUCUCUGGAAGCAAUCUUCGACGGCUGCGGAUAGACGGGCAGCCGCGGCGGAGAAGAGAGUCGGUUUUCUGGAACAGGCUGCCAAACAGAAUGAUCAGCAGUUGGCCGAGAAAUCCAAGCAGCUCGAAGCUGCUCAAAAGGAAGCAGUCAAUGCAGAUGAGAGAGUCAUGAAGAUCUGGGCUGAGAUGAAGAGGACCAAAGCUACGGAGAACGGCAAGAGGAAGGGCAGUGAGAAUCCAUCUACUGCCCAGGCUAAAAAGUUGAAGCUCGUCUAAUUUGAGCACUGGAAGUGAUGAGGGUUUCCGGAGAGUGCUGGUGACACGAAAAAUUGCAGCAUUGAAAUGGCGUUUCAAGGACGGUCGUCGGAAAACUGCUGGAAAUGAGAACUUGCUUGAUAGUGAAAGCAAACACAAAUCAAAUCA
Messenger RNA from Boeremia exigua, 1513 nucleotides. RefSeq lists its product as uncharacterized. The transcript has a single exon. The coding region runs from base 293 to 1366 and encodes 357 amino acids. Lineage: Eukaryota; Fungi; Ascomycota; Dothideomycetes; Pleosporales; Didymellaceae. The record is from RefSeq and is a predicted model, not a curated record.